This is a messenger RNA of Pantherophis guttatus, 3937 nucleotides long. The record is from RefSeq and is a predicted model, not a curated record. Lineage: Eukaryota; Metazoa; Chordata; Lepidosauria; Squamata; Colubridae.
UUUAUGUAAGGCUCAGUUUCUGACCAUCCGACAGCAGCCCGCAACCAGCUAAGUUGGGUGUGCGGCUGAAUUCAAGUUUCCGCCCUGGGUCUCCCUCCUUGCAGUUCUGGAAGCUGCCGGUCUUUGAAACAUAAGAUUUGUCGACUCCAGCUCUGCCAGUGCUAUUAGAAGUAUUAUUAUCUGCUUCCCUGCAGCCAAUCCGGGCUGUGGAAACCUGAUGACAGCAUGAGCUAGGGAACAGCAAGGAGGCACUGAAGCAUCCCAGCUAUUAAUGCUGGUUUGGAGGUCAGGAGUGGCUUUUGGGGGAACGAAGACCCUUGGAUGGACUAAGCCAGGAACGUGCCUUCCUCUGGUGUCCCCCCACCUCCUCUCUCGUGCAAGCCUAGGCAGGGCAUCUGUUCCUUGGGGUCUUUUUCUUUCCUGCCGAGAGGUGGAUGGUUUGGAAGCAGUAUGACAGGACACACUGCAGGGGAAGAGAAUUGCAUGGAAAUCACAUGAAUAUAGUUAAAUAUUUAUGGAGAUUCUCAGUCAUCCAGGUCAUGGUUGUCCCCCAGCUCUGAAGAAGCUUCUUGGAUGAGAAGCGAAAUGUCUCAAAGAAAAACCAGAAGCUGUGAGAAUUGCUGAAGAUGUCUGAAAGCCUGGAUACUGAAGAAAAACCUCCUGCGCCUCCUUUGAGAAUGAACAGUAACAAUCGUGAUUCUUCGGCCCUGAACCACAGUUCCAAACCGCUUCCCAUGGCACCUGAAGAGAAGAACCGGAAAGCUCGCCUGCGCUCCAUCUUCCCUGGAGGAGAUAAAACCAAUAAGAAGAAAGAAAAGGAACGUCCUGAAAUUUCUCUCCCUUCAGACUUCGAGCACACAAUCCAUGUUGGCUUUGAUGCCGUCACUGGGGAAUUCACACCAGCUCUCUGUGGCUCACAGAUGUAUACAGGGAAACUCUCUGAGGGCAUUCCUGAGCAGUGGGCCAGGCUAUUACAGACUUCCAACAUUACCAAACUGGAACAGAAGAAAAACCCACAAGCUGUUCUGGACGUUCUCAAAUUCUACGAUUCCAAAGAGACGGUCAACAAUCAGAAAUAUAUGAGUUUUACAUCAGGAGAUAAAAGUGCCCAUGGCUAUAUUGCAGCCCAUCCCUCGAGCACGAAAACAGCUUCGGAGCCACCACUGGCUCCCCCAGUUUCUGAAGAAGAGGAUGAAGAAGAUGAAGAGGAGGAGGAUGACAAUGAACCACCCCCUGUGAUUGCCCCACGCCCAGAACAUACUAAAUCAAUUUACACACGUUCAGUGAUAGAGCCUGUUGCUUCACCAGCCUCAGUGAAAGAGUCAACAGUCCCCCAGCCUGAAAAUUCAAACACAAGCACUUUGUAUAGAAACACAGAUCGGCAACGGAAGAAAUCCAAGAUGACCGAUGAAGAGAUUCUAGAGAAAUUAAGAAGUAUUGUGAGUGUUGGAGACCCGAAGAAGAAAUAUACACGGUUUGAAAAAAUUGGCCAAGGGGCUUCGGGUACUGUUUAUACAGCAAUAGACAUUGCUACAGGGCAGGAGGUGGCAAUAAAGCAGAUGAAUCUGCAGCAACAACCCAAAAAGGAAUUAAUCAUCAAUGAAAUUCUGGUCAUGAGGGAAAAUAAGAAUUCCAACAUUGUGAACUAUUUAGAUAGUUACCUUGUUGGAGAUGAACUCUGGGUUGUAAUGGAGUAUUUGGCUGGGGGUUCCUUGACAGAUGUGGUUACAGAAACGUGCAUGGAUGAAGGACAAAUUGCUGCUGUCUGCAGGGAGUGCCUGCAAGCAUUAGACUUCUUACAUUCAAACCAAGUGAUCCAUAGAGACAUCAAGAGUGACAACAUACUUCUUGGGAUGGACGGAUCUGUGAAACUCACUGAUUUUGGCUUCUGUGCUCAGAUAACUCCUGAACAGAGCAAGCGGAGUACAAUGGUGGGGACACCUUACUGGAUGGCUCCUGAAGUGGUCACAAGGAAAGCAUAUGGCCCCAAAGUGGACAUUUGGUCUUUAGGAAUCAUGGCAAUAGAAAUGGUAGAAGGAGAACCUCCGUAUCUCAAUGAGAAUCCUCUCAGGGCCUUAUAUUUGAUAGCUACCAACGGGACACCAGAACUCCAGAAUCCUGAAAGACUUUCCGUGGUUUUCCGGGACUUUUUGAACCGCUGCCUUGAGAUGGAUGUUGACAGGCGAGGGUCUGCGAAAGAACUCUUGCAGCACCCGUUUUUAAAACUGGCCAAGCCGCUGUCCAGCCUGACCCCCUUGAUUAUUGCUGCAAAAGAAGCUAUAAAGAACAGUAGCCGCUAGCCUCUCGAAUAGCACAGGCCCGUUCUUUUUGUGGCAGGACUGAACACCAGACCAACAACUCUGUCACACCUUGGACUCUCUUGUGGCCAGACGGGCAGGCAAUGAGCGACAUUGUCAUUGUUAACGGGGGGAAGGGAAGCAGGAAUGACCUGUCCCACUGCCCUAGAGGAGACAUCACUGAUCACAUCUCUUCUUUCCACUCUUGAGAAUCCCUUAAUUUAUUUCUGAGGUGAAUGGAAGCUUUUGGAGCAGGAGCUAGACUGGACGUUUCUUUUGCUCUGUGCGGUGCUUCCAGGGGACCACAGCACUGCAUGACUCAACUCACUGGGACAGGAGUGGUGACCCCCCCCUCCAAAUAGUUCUCCUUUCUUUUUUGUUUGACUUUCUGCUUCAGCUUACCAAGAAGAAUCCAAACUGUUCACUAGCUCCUGGUCAGCUGGCUUUGGUUCUAAGAAGAAGAGAAUCACAAAGGAAGGCUUGCUUUAUUUAACCCCCACCCCCCACCAAAAAAAAAAAAGGAAAAGAAAAUCAUAGUAACAGUGAUGAUGAUGAUGACAAUAAACCCAGAAGUUGAUCGAUCACAGCAUCUUCUUGUGGGGGGUUAUCCUUUGGAAUAGAUGAGACAGAGAGCAUUGCAGUCCUGAGAGCCUAAAAGAGAAAAAUGUCGUUAUGUUGAUGAUGUCACCUUGAUGUCAUGGUGAUGAUGUCACGAUGCAUAUUGGUGCUUUUGUGUCGAUGAGGUUUUUUUUUUUUCCUCCCCCAAAUUAAAAAGAAAAGAUGUUGAAGUAGAGAAAGGAACCAUGUGAGCUGAACUUGGAUGGAAUGUCAGAACUGCUUUCAUAUCUGACAAUAGGAUCGAUCCUGCAAAGGUGCCUAUCCUCUUCUCCAGAAUCCUGAGCACUUCUCCAGAGUAGCUCCUGAGGCUCAUUUCUCCAGGGCUGCUCCAUUCCACAUUCUGGAGGGUCAGACCCACUCCCUAUUUAUUGUCUUAAUUGCCCCAUGCUUAAAUUCAAAUGCACUGGAAGAAAUUUCCUUUCAAAUUGGAGAACUUCUUAAUAUGAAACCUGAUCAGUCAUCCCACCCGGAUGAAGAGCCUAUCUUGCAGGAAAGAAAGUCUCCUAGGGCAUCAGCCUGAAUCCAGGUGAAAGCUAACUUCAAACUCUGCACUUAUUUUGAUAUGUGGAUUGAAUUUCUCUUUUUCCCCCCAUCACAAUCUGAAUUUUUAAAAAGGAAAAGAAAUUAACUCUACAGUUGUAAAUCUAAGUUUUCCAGUAAAACAGGAUUUGGGAAGGGGAUACGUGCUGAGGCAUAUGCCCAACUUUUGAGAGAACUGAUGUGAGAUGGGAUUUACUGAGCUCCCUGCCCAUGCUUAAGGAGCUCAGAAGAAGAAAGGUUUGAAGAGGAGCAUUGCCAGAGAAACGGUUCAGUCACAGAGAGCAUGAAAAAUGCAGCAAUACAUAAUCUGAUGGGGUUAUUUUACUUCCCCCAAGCCUGUUUGAACUGUGACCUAACCUACAAAGCAUUGAAUCUGGAAUUUCUGAACUCCCUGUAUUGCUGAAAUCUAGCAAUUACUGUGAAUAUCUGUUGAUGAAGCAAAUAGCUUUGAUUAAACAAAUUUGUGUUGAUGUUUCUUCCAA